AUGGGGUUAAAUCAAACGUUUAGUAAUAUCAAUAAAUAUGGAUGGUUCUUACAAUGGCCUAAAAAAUGGAUUGCUCUAUUAGGGAUAAUCCAGAUUUUUCUAGCAUUAGUCAUUGCUGGAAUGGAAGUUGGUCAUACAAUUGUUGAUCUUUAUCGUUCGACAGCAUUUGGAGGUUUCAUUCUGUUUAUACCAUUAUUAAUAUGUGCCAUAUUUGUUCUAAUAACGGUUUGUAAAUCACGAAAUAUCAAUUCAUCUAACAAAGCAGAUUCCGACGAUUCGCCUCGUCGACAAAAUUACGUUACAACAAAACCAGCAAAAAAUGAUAUGAAAAAAAAUCCUUCUUCACCGUUUAACAAUACCUAUCAAAAAGGACAAAUACAAACUUAUAUGAUUCAAAAUCAAUACGAAGAGUCUUGUUGUAAAACAUUAGCUGAAAAUUGUACGUGA
This is a messenger RNA of Didymodactylos carnosus, 447 nucleotides long. The record is from the annotation of a GenBank genome assembly. Lineage: Eukaryota; Metazoa; Rotifera; Eurotatoria; Philodinida; Philodinidae.